CAAAGACCAUUUGUAGCUCUGCUUGCAUUUCUGUCUGUUUGUAAACCUGUCUGUCUACAGUAUCUGCCAUCAUGUUGGCACAAGCCAUCCUGAAGACCUCGCUGGUGCUGUGGCUAGUACAGAACACCAUACAAGGAGGAGUUAGACCACAGACUGGAGCCUUGGGAAGGUUGGGGCAAAGUCGAGCGGCUGGUAUUCUUGGAGCCCGUGCAUACGGGGUGGGCAAGCCAGGAAAGACAGCUGCAGCUGGCCGUUAUCUUGGAGUGGGAGACUACAGACCCACUGGGAUUACAGGAGGACUGAAACAAGGAUAUGGAGCACUCGGUUAUGGAGCAGGCAACUUUGGAACUGGUCUUGGAGCAAGCCAUGCGGGAGCAGGACAGGGAUUUGGAAGAGGGUAUGGCCUGGGCAAUGGGCUGGGAGCUGCAUUGGGUUAUCAAGGUGGAAGAGGAUAUACCGGUAAUGGCUAUGGAGCCCCACUAGGUUAUGGUGUAGGAGGAUACCAUGGCGCUGGACGCGGAUACGGUGCACCAGCUGGAACGCCCACAGGGCAAAGGCCUAAACCAUCAAAACUUGUUGGUGUGUCUAAAUUUACUGGUGUUGGUCCCAGAGUAGGUCAAUCCAUGUCACAGACAGAAAGGGGCAAGGGGUACGGCCAUGGUGCAGCUGGCUAUCUUGGAACUGGUCUUCCUGAUGGAUAUGGAGCAGCAGGUCUUGCCGCAGGUGGAUAUCCACAGGGAGUGCGAGGAGGAAAGCAGAUUGGCUAUGGUAAUGGAUUUGGCAGUGAAAUGUAUGGUGCUGCAGAUGGAUACGGGGCAGGUCUCGGAGCAGCCGGUCUCGGACAUGCUGGCCUUGGAGCUGCUGGUCUUGGGGCAGCAGGCUUUGGAGGUCAAGGUCUGUUGGCAAACGGUGGUUUGGGUGCUGAUGCCAAGUCUAGGAAGUAUGGGGCAGGUGAGGUACUUGGGGCUGCGGGAUCUUUGCCCUAUGGAGGCCAGCCUGUGGUUUCAGCUGGGCUUGGGCCUCAAGGCAAGACUGGUAACUAUGGUGGAACUACAUUCGGAGAAAUUCCAACCCUCGGGCCUGACACUGGCCUGGGUGGGGCAGGAGCACUGGAUACUUUAGUAGCUGGAGGUGGUGUAGGUCAGCUUCCUUACCGUGCACCUGUCAUUGCAGCUGGGCUUGAUGGUGAUGCUGGCUACCCGUAUGGUGCUGAACAACUCAGUUUGGGUGCUGAUGUUGCAAAGACUGCCGCCAAGUUUGGAGGUGCUGGAGGUUAUGGAGCUGCGGCAGGUUAUGGAGCUGCGCUAAGUACCGGAAGCCAGGGUGCCUAUGCUGGACAGAAGGAUGGUAGCAAGUCAACCCUUAGUGGUGUAUAUGGGAAUGGGUACAGAGGUUGAUUCCUGAGGGCAGACUGUUAUCAUCUGCAGUGUUUUUUUGCUCCUCACCAUUGUGCAGUUUGUGACAUAGUGUUUUAAGGCAUGUUAUUUUAGCUUUACCAAUGCCCAUUUAUGCGGGCAUGUGUGUUUUGUGUUUGUAUGUGUGGUGUUUAGAAUUGUGGUCCUAUCGCAUUUGUGUCUGUUACCCUAAAGUCUUUAUUGUUAAUGUGUCUUGUGUUGAGUUUUUGUCCCAUCUGCCUCUGUAUCUAACUAAAACGUGCUAAGCAUU
Messenger RNA from Triplophysa dalaica, 1665 nucleotides. RefSeq lists its product as uncharacterized. Lineage: Eukaryota; Metazoa; Chordata; Actinopteri; Cypriniformes; Nemacheilidae. The transcript has 21 exons. The coding region runs from base 72 to 1397 and encodes 441 amino acids. The record is from RefSeq and is a predicted model, not a curated record.